This is a messenger RNA of Adelges cooleyi (spruce gall adelgid), 1724 nucleotides long. RefSeq lists its product as uncharacterized. The transcript has 3 exons. The coding region runs from base 1 to 1605 and encodes 534 amino acids. The record is from RefSeq and is a predicted model, not a curated record. Lineage: Eukaryota; Metazoa; Arthropoda; Insecta; Hemiptera; Adelgidae.
AUGGUUUGGCAUGUGAUUGUCGCGUUGUUGUUGUCGAAUGCCACGUCGGGUGCUUCGGAUUUAAAGAAUCCGUUUACCGGCAGCAAAAAACCGGACGAGCACAAUGCUUAUCCGGAAAACUUGCACUGCAUUUGUUCAAUUUACAUGCUACAUUAUUUCAAACUAAAUGCCAUUGUGUUUAGAAAUACACUAGGAGUCGGUAUGGCCGACAAAUACGACUCUGCCGUGACGGCCGACGCACCGUUGGAGGCUUUAGAUAGGUUUGACGAACGACUUCGGUCCCAAGGGCAUAUCGUUUGGGCCAUGCUCGACGAACUCAGAGAGGUGGCGCCGAAUUCCAAACCGCCGGACGACCUGAUGCAAGUGAACUUGUACUUGAACAACUUGACGGGCAGUACCCGCGUGAGUAUCGAGAACGUGCCGGCGAAAGAUCGGUCUUACAGAUUCAUAAAAGGUUACCAAUACUUGUUCAAGAAAAUGGCGGAGGCGCUCACGAAGUCCAUGGACGACGGUCAGUGCAAGAGUGAAAAUUAUACUCCAGCCGCCGGAGACGACCGAGGCGGCGAGUACGGCCAAACGAAAUUGGCAGCGAUCAAACGGCUGUUGGUGUACCCUCGGGUCGUCGACGAUUUAACCCAGGUGCGGGCGAUACUGGAAAGCAACAAAAGACAAAUGGAACGACUCUUCCAGCCGACGUUCGACAGGGAAAACUACAUGGACUUCAAACCGGACUAUUUGCUGUUUAACUCGUUGGCGCGAACCGACUUGGAGUACAUGAACAUGAUGUUCAGCAACGAACAGCCGGUGAACUUUAUGGGCAACAAAAGGGUCAUGCUAAACGAUUCGUUGUUGGUGAGCAACGUACUUACUAAUUACUAUCCGUUUGGCGAAAAACAUAAGGCCAACAUACACGACCUGUUGGUUUGGGUUCGAGCAGUCUUCCACCAGGACAAUGUCGUUGCGUUCCAGCAACACGUGAUGGCCGCCGCAUUAUCGCCCGUGUUGGUAUGCUUGGGCAAUUAUUUCCAGAUAUUCGACCGAUUGCAUCCGGGCCGCACGAUAGACAUAAACGAAGACACUUCGAUGUACGUCAAGUACGAGCAAACGUUGCGGGACUUGGCGCAGAAUUUAUUUGGCCAUUUACAGACGUUGGUGAAUUUGAAACUGUUCCCCCGAACCGUACAGGACUACCUGGUGUAUAUCUCGGACAAAACCGCCGAAGUCAUAGAUUAUUCGUACGAUCCUUAUUCUCCACUGAUCAGCGGUGUUCUGGACACUGUUUCCAAAAACAUCUUCUCGGUGAUGGGUUUGUUCAAACUGAAAUUCUCCACCAAUGUGGACACCGCCGAAGGGGUGGAAUUGGAUUUUAAUAAAAAAUCCUAUGUCGGUAAAAUUCUCGAAGACUUUGACGACGAAAUACGCAAUAUCGGCACUUAUGUCGCAAGUUUUGAAAAAUACAAAUACUCAUUUCUGAGAGGACUCAAGGUCUACAGUCACAAUAAUAUGUUUGGAUAUCCACGUUUCGACAUACUCAAUACAAAACAGUUAGGUUACAAAGUUGUCAAAAACGAUCUUGAUAACCCACCAAUAAUCCAACUGAUUUAAUGUUGGGUCAUUGACUACAAUCACAGUUUUAUAGUAUUUAAUUAUAAUUCAGUUCUGUAUAAAACUGAUUCAAUGUUCAAAUUACCAAUAGUACAUCUGUAAGGCAAUGUAUCCUGCAC